Molecule: messenger RNA, 2184 nt
Organism: Necator americanus (New World hookworm)
Lineage: Eukaryota; Metazoa; Nematoda; Chromadorea; Rhabditida; Ancylostomatidae
Exons: 18
Coding region: 1-2184 (727 amino acids)
Biological process (GO): proteolysis
Molecular function (GO): zinc ion binding; metalloendopeptidase activity
Source: RefSeq, a predicted model, not a curated record
AUGAUGGAGGAAGGGGUUGCGAUCGAGGUUGUUACCUCGCUUGCUGCAGGAAUGAAUAAGGCCCCACCUAUAGCGCAGGCGCUUCCGCAGCUGCACCAGGUUUCAGUUCGAAGUUUCCUUUUCGAUGGGGACAUAAUUAUUAGUGAAACUCGACUACGUGAAAUAGUUGGAGAUGCUGAACAUAAACGAGAGGAUUUCUGGAGAAGAUUCACGCGUUGGGCCUAUCGUGACCUCUUCUAUCCGGAAACUAUUUGGCAAACUGGCAUACCUUACAAAUUUGAUACUGAUUUACCACCGCAAGCACUUGAAAGUAUAAAGAAGGCUAUGGAUUUUUGGCAAAAUAACACUUGCGUCACAUUUCGUCCACGCACUACUGAAACUCAAUACGCAUUCUUUACUGGAUCUCUUGACAUGUGCUCUUCAUCGGUGGGCAGAGAUACUUCACAGCCGCAGCAACCUGUCUAUAUCGGACCUGGAUGUUAUAAGUUCGGAGUGACAUCUCAUGAAAUUGGACACAUUAUUGGUCUGUUUCACCAUCAGCAACGUUAUGAUCGGGACGACUAUGUUAAGUACUUUCCUAAAAAUGUGGCCCCAUCUGACAGUGAAAAUUUCGCCACGUCUCCACCAAAUCGUCGAGUUAUGAUCGGCAUAGAAACGAUCAAAGGGAAAUGUCAAGAAGGCUGCUACACCUCCGCAAUGGAGGUGAAAAUGAAUGGCGAUUUCCGUCCGAUGGGUUACAGGUUCUGCUGCGAAUCUCAGUCUUUCCGUCGGCUUCUCUCGAAAGGACGGAACGUUCCAAUCAUAUUCUUCGCUCAAAAUGGAACUUUAGAAGUGUUAAUGUUUUUCCGAUGGGUUGUUCUCACUCCGGAUGCUGAAGACAACAUCUCACUGAAUGCCACUGAAUUAAUGGAGGUCUAUAAACAGAGUGACAAUGAUUACGGAAUGGAUAUGGAAUUGCUGCAGUUGCCGGAGGGUAGCGGUAUGGGCACACCUGGCGGUGGUCUCUCACCUGAUGGAGGAUUUGGAGAAAAUCUCAGAGAACUGGUGAAUCCUUCCGAACAAUAUGCCCUACGCGAUACACUUUCAAGUAUAAUCGAAGAGCAGUACAAAGACAAUGUUAUUAGUUCGGUUUACCUGCUUUUCGUCGGAAAUGAUGAUGGCUGUUGGAGUACGGUGGGACGUGACGCUGCACAAGGACAACAGCUCGUCUCGAUUGGGAGAGGAUGCGAGGCGUUCGGGAUAACAUCACACGAAUUGGCUCACGCUUUGGGACUCUUCCAUGAGCAAUCACGUUACGAUCGGGACAAUUGGAUCACUAUUUAUCCACAACGUAUUCCAAAAUCUCAGCUAUAUAACUUUGCAAAGGUGAGUCCGAAGCAAAUGAAAAUGUAUGGUACACCUUAUGACAUUGGAAGUGUUAUGCAAUACACGCCGUUUGAAUUCUCUAUCGAUCCUCGAAUACCAUCGAUGUUGGCCGUUAAUAUUAACGAACAGGGCAGCAUGGGACAACUGGCUGGUCCUUCUUACUUGGAUAUUCAGAUUAUGAAUGCUCAUUACGCAUGCGGUUGCUCCGAAAGGGAAACGAAUCCAUUUGACGAUAGAGAAGAUAAAGGGCACAUGUGUACCCGGGUGCUGGAGAGAAACAGCCGAGUUCAAAGUCCGCAUGGACAAACGAAUUACAGGGAACAGAACAGUCAAGUGAAGAACUUCAUACACUUGAAUUUUCGAGAGUUUUCGAAGGAAAGGUUUUGCUGUGAUCUUGCGUCAAAGAAGCGAGUGUUAUCAAAUUCGGAUGUCGUGCCGGUGAUGCUGAAAGCUGUCCGGAAAUCGGCACAAGUAAUUGUCCAGUAUAGUUUCGCGGACGAAAAUAUUGCUCGCGAUUAUGAUGUCGAAAAUCUUGAAGAAACUUCAAACAUCGCGUUUGGAGCUGGAGUCAAAACGAUCGGUGAAAAUAAUGAAUUUGAGCUGGAGAUCCAAAAACCGUUGAAGGACGGGGAGCGAGCUGAUGUGGAUGAGGAGCCCAUUGCUGAAGUUGGUCACGACGAAGGUUCCGGAGAGGAUCAGGAUCAUACAGCUGAGAGUAAUAACAUUCGGACUGAUUUCUAUGCAUUGCCUUCACUUGAACCUGAUCUAGAAGAUGUGCUUCACGAGGGGCAGGAUAUCGAAACUAAAUCGACGUCCUGA